Ciona intestinalis (vase tunicate) is the source of this 3302-nucleotide messenger RNA. The record is from RefSeq and is a predicted model, not a curated record. Lineage: Eukaryota; Metazoa; Chordata; Ascidiacea; Phlebobranchia; Cionidae.
UUUUUACAAAAGUUUUACAUCUUAGCCCGCUCGUAUAUUUAUCAGUUGAUUUUAGGGUGAAAAUAUUCAAAUUGGAAACAUUAUUACUAUUUGUGUGUGCCUCGUAUGAGUCAGUGUUUUGAAUACCGUCACCAAAAAAGGUGACUGGAAGAUCAGUUAGGAGAUUAUGGCAAAGAAUGAUGGCCACAAUGGCAAUGACAACAAACGAAUUGACAAAAAGAAAUUGGAAGAAGAUAUUUUAAACCUGGAACAUGUUAUAAACCUCACAAAAGAUUCCAUCACUCGUCUUAACCAAGAGUUUGGUGGAAAGAGUCAUCCUCCAUCUAUAUACCUCCAGGAAUAUCGAGAACUGACAGAUCGACUUGAUGAUCAUCAAAAACGUCUUGAAAACCUUUAUGAUGUAAGGGAGCAGGAACAAUCAAAUUCAAACAACGAUACUGAGGUCCAACCAUCAUAUUCACCACAGUCGAACCAGUACCCACAUACAGGUACCUCCUAUGGUCGGCAUGUAUGUCAGUCUCAUGAUCAACAUUUCUUUCCUACACCCCUUGCCCAGCAGACCAAUGGCCAGAAAACCCAUUCUUCAAGGCUUCUUAGUGCAGGAGGAAGUGCUUCUUCAGACUCCCCACACUCACCUAUUCAGCAGAACACCACCGCGUCAAAACCUGGAUCAGAAAAGGCCAUCGGCGUAAUUCGAAUCUAUCUACCAAAUGGAAAAACCACGGUUGGUGCAAUUCCUGGCAAACGUUUAAAAGAAGUACUUCUAAAAUCAGCACGACUGAAAAGCCUUCGGGAUAAACUGGAUCAGUGCAGUGUGUACCGGUUUGGAACUGAUGAUCACGUGGACUGGAACAGUGAUUCGGGAAUUCUUGCCGGUGUGCAACUCGAACUUCGAACUGAGGACAAGUCUUUUACAAAGUCAACACGCAUACUAAAGGCAAACCAUAACUUUGCGCGAAAAACAUUCUUUUCACUCUCCUAUUGCGACUGGUGCAGGAAGAUCCUAUUUCAGGGCGUCACGUGCAAGAUGUGCGGGUUCAAGCUGCACCAGAAGUGCAUCAACGAAGUGCCCGAUUACUGCAUUACACAAAUACAGAUACUGGAAUUAGAGAAGAAAAUCCGUCCCCAAACCCCGUCUCCCGACUCGCCCAACACCCCUACAGACACUUGGCCAGUUCCCGGGCAGAGUGGUGAUUUCCCUCUUUACCGACCACGGUCCACAUCGCAGCCAAGUCUUUUCAUAAACAGUACCGCCCCGCUAGGACAAAACUCAAGGCAGCCGGAAUACAACAAUUAUCCGCCCGCCCACGGUGAGCACGAUGGUGAUACCGAACCCUACCGUCAUGAAUUGAGUCUUCCUCCGUCCCCCUUCCAUAUGAAGGAGCCUUGUGUGGCGGCAGGUAUCAUGGUGCAUGCGGGCUCUCUUGAGCUACUCAACCGAGCAGUUGUGAGCGUGGACGCCAAACGUUCCUCUCGGAAAGUCGAAGGCUUCCCGCAAGGAGUCGGCUUGGCGCAGAAUGCCGCUGUGGCGAGUCUUCCCGCACCAGUUGUCGUGCACAGGGACCCAAGUCACAGACGAAGUCACUCCCCUCGGCGGGAUUCGAACGAAGACUGGGAGGUUCCUGAAGAAGAAAUCGAAUGGGGGGAUAAGAUCGGGUCCGGGUCGUACGGAAUCGUGUACAGAUGUCGUUGGCAUGGGAUCGUCGCAGUGAAGGUCCUUAAUGUAUCAAACCCCACACCUUCUCAACUACAGGAGUUUAAAAACGAAGUCGCAGUUCUAAGGAAAACCCGGCACGUGAACAUCCUCCUAUUCAUGGGUUAUACAAUUAAGAAUCAACUAUGUAUAGUGACGCAGUGGUGCGACGGCUCAAGUCUUUAUCGCCACCUGCAUAUGAUCGACACUAAGUUCGACAUGCUGCAGACCAUCAACAUCGCUCGACAGACCGCACAGGGCAUGGAAUAUCUCCACGCCAAGAACAUCAUACACAGAGACAUGAAGUCUAACAAUAUUUUUCUUCUCGAAGACUACACGGUUAAAAUCGGCGACUUCGGUCUGGCCACUGUCAAGUCAAGGUGGUCAGGUUCGGAGCAACUAAUGCAACCAACGGGUUCUAUUUUAUGGAUGGCGCCAGAGGUGAUCCGUAUGAUAGAUGGGAAUCCUUACACGUUCCAAUCAGAUGUCUACGCAUUUGGCGUCGUGCUGUACGAGAUGACGUCUAACACACUCCCAUACAGUCACAUUGGCAACAGAGACAUGAUCCUCUUCCAGGUAGGAAGAGGAUAUCUCAGUCCAGAUCUUGAUCUCAUCCGGAGCGACACUCCUCGAUCCUGUCGGAAGCUCAUCGUGGAUUGCAUCAAGAAGAACAGAGAGGAUCGACCUUUGUUUCCUCAGAUUUGGGGAGAUCUCGACAAGAUUUACAAAGCGCUCCCAAGAAUAUGCAGAAGUCAGUCCGACCCUUGCUCCAUAAACCGCGCCGGUUCCUCGUCAAGUGAAGACUUUUUUCGAUUAAUUUUACCGAAGUCAACAAGGACCCAAAAUUCGACUACCCUUGUCAGUCCUUAAUUGGACACACGCGGUCGCUUAACAGAUUUCACGGUCGAGUUUAGGUAAUUAAAUGCAUCAAGUGAGCAGUGUGAUAUGCAUUUGUUUUAGCUCCAUUCUUUUUAAUAUGCCCCUGCGUGUUUGUCAAAAUAUCAAGGUAUGCCUCCAGCACAAGCAGCGGUUGCGGGGCCCAACACACGUACAUGAAUCAAGCGUUACCUAGACAGCGCGAUUCCGCAGAGGGCGUUUGUAACCUGUUUCAUAACCUUUCCAGUUUCGUGCGAAACUUUGCUUGGCUAACUUGUAAUCCCGCUUUUUAACGCUAGGAAAAUACGAGGCGAGCACUGACGGAGAUAACUUGUUGGCACUUACUUUUUCCAGCUACGUUUAUACUUGAUGUAUCGCAAUUUAGGUUUCCAUUCUAUGCUUUGUAGAUCAUACCUUUGUUCCUUACUGACCUCGCCUUCUUUGGGCGUGGUGUAUCCUCACUAACGGUGAUCUUGCUAAACCGAGAAGUAAGCCAACUGGUCCACGCUUUGCACUAAACAGCCAAUACACCAUUAAGAAUUCUGACCCAGUUGCUAAUUGCGCGAAUGUUUCAAAGCAGAAAUAUAGUAACCGUAUAUCGUAUUUCGUUUUUCCGCCUGAAUUUAUUUGCGAUGAUUUUAAUCGAAGAUGCAACUAUAAAACAUACAUCAAGAAUUUCUAUUAUUGCUGUAAUUUGUUAAGAAUGAAAUAAAUCGUUUACGGGACACUAAAA